UCCGUCAGAGCACCAUGAACCAGCCCAGCUCCCCGUCCUCCAGACCCGCGCUGACUCUCCACCCGUCCCCCUGACACUCACACCAUGAAGAGGCAAAACGUGCGGACCCUCGCCCUCAUCAUCUGCACCUUCACCUACCUGAUCGUCGGCGCCGCGAUCUUCGACGCGCUCGAGUCCCAGAAGGAGAGGACCGAGCGGACGCGGGUGGGCAUGAAGAAAGACGACCUGCUCCGGACCUUCAACUUGUCCAAGGAGGACUUCGACGAGCUGGAGAAGGUGGUGCUGCAGCUGAAGCCGCACAAAGCCGGCGUGCAGUGGAAAUUCGCCGGCUCGUUUUACUUCGCAAUCACUGUGAUCACGACCAUAGGAUAUGGCCAUGCAGCCCCCAGCACAGAUGGAGGGAAGGUGUUCUGCAUGAUCUACGCCCUCCUGGGCAUCCCUCUCACUUUGGUCAUGUUCCAGAGCGUCGGUGAGCGCAUCAACACCUUCGUCAGGUACCUGCUCCACCGGCUGAAGAAGUGCCUUGGCAUGAGGCGUACUGAGGUCUCCAUGGUCAACAUGGUGAUCAUCGGCUUCAUAUCCUGCAUGAGCACGCUGUGCGUAGGGGCGCUAGCCUUCUCCCACUUUGAGGGAUGGAGCUUCUUUCAUGCUUACUACUACUGCUUCAUCACGCUCACCACCAUUGGCUUCGGGGACUAUGUGGCGCUGCAGAGUGAGCAUGCUCUGCAGACCAAGCCGGAGUAUGUGGCCUUCAGCUUCAUCUACAUCCUGACGGGCCUGGCUGUGAUCGGAGCCUUCCUCAACUUGGCAGUUCUGCGGUUCAUGACCAUGAACGCCGAGGACGAGAAGCGGGAUGCUGAGCAGAGGGCUCUGCUCGCUCAUAAUGGUCAGGCGGGUGGACACAUCCACUGCUCGGUAGACCCGGCCUCCUCCUCCUCCACGCCAUCUGGUUGCGGCGGAGGAAGCGCUGUAGGAGGUAGCGGGGGAGGAGCAGCGAGCCGGGGUCUACGUAACGUUUACGCUGAGGUGCUCCACUUCCAGUCCAUGUGCUCCUGCCUUUGGUACAAGAGUCGAGAGAAGCUGCAAUACUCCAUACCCAUGAUCAUCCCACGUGACCUCUCCACCUCGGACACCUACAUGGAGCAGGGAGAGGCGUUUUCCAACCCCCUGCACUCUAACGGCUGCGUGUGCAGCCUGCAGCGCCACUCAGGCAUCAGCUCAGUUUCCACUGGUCUGCACAGCAUCAACACCUACAGAAGACUCAAUAAACGCAGGAGCUCCAUCUGAAUCAGGAGGACUUCAUGCAUCAAGGUCAAGUCCACUUGUGUGCACCAUGUGGUGAGGGAGGGCCCUGCUACUGUGGUACUAGAUUGGAUGUGGACAUCACGGGCACACAGUUCUAAAGAGAGGCACGACUCCUGAUGUUUGCUGCUUUCUGACACUGAAGAGCCUGGUGCUGCAGUCUCCAGCUGUGUAUUUAACUUCCAUUAGCUAAGCACAAAUCAUUUAGGACUAACAUCAUUACUGAUGUCACUGAGAAGCGCUAAUGGUUGUUUAAGAAGCGCUCGCUUCACAAACUGUUGCUGUUUAAAGACAGGGACAGAAAUACACGUGCAGCGCUGCAUGUCUGAAUUCCAAUGUUAAAUAUCAUUAUAUUGAAUUCAGUGUUUUUUUUCUUUGUUGUUUAUAAGACAGAAUUUCAUGUUCUCAUAUGAAAAAGGGACAAAGUACACUGUGAGAUAUGUUUUUAAGGGGGACUUGGGGUGUGUUUACUGUACAUAAUGCCCACCUCAGAAAUAUUUUAUGGGAUAAUCUUUAAUCCACUUUUUCCAAAAAGACUUUCCAAAAGGAAUCUUUGGUUGUUAAGUAUUAAACGCUGACUGAUUGUUUUGAUGGUGAAUGAAUGAGCAGGUUUGGCUUCAAUGUGUUGUUGAAGGACAGGACAGUUGUAACUAAUGUUAAAGUGUCUCUAACCACUAGGCCUCCCUGCUGACCCUUUCAGACCUCACUGAUGUAUUUUGUACAAAUCACUAUGAACUAUUUUCCAUAGUU
Messenger RNA from Acanthopagrus latus (yellowfin seabream), 2052 nucleotides. It is a transcript of the gene kcnk3a, whose product is annotated as potassium channel, subfamily K, member 3a. Gene Ontology annotation, cellular component: membrane. Gene Ontology annotation, molecular function: open rectifier potassium channel activity; potassium ion leak channel activity. The record is from RefSeq and is a predicted model, not a curated record. The transcript is spliced from 2 exons. Lineage: Eukaryota; Metazoa; Chordata; Actinopteri; Spariformes; Sparidae. The coding region runs from base 85 to 1287 and encodes 400 amino acids. Gene Ontology annotation, biological process: stabilization of membrane potential; potassium ion transmembrane transport.